Limulus polyphemus (Atlantic horseshoe crab) is the source of this 2215-nucleotide messenger RNA. RefSeq lists its product as uncharacterized. NCBI's taxonomy places the organism in Eukaryota, Metazoa, Arthropoda, Merostomata, Xiphosura, Limulidae. The record is from RefSeq and is a predicted model, not a curated record. The transcript has 7 exons. The coding region runs from base 380 to 1963 and encodes 527 amino acids.
GAGAACCUUUACUGGAAAGUUGUGACGAUACUAUACCUUUCCCGAAAUCGUUUUAUUGAGUUCCUUCUUAUUUAGCUUGUGUUGUGCUUCGGGUACCAAUGUUUUAAUUAACGCUUCAGUGGGUUACUAUCCAAUUGACGGAUAAAGAAACACGUUUUUCUUUUUUUUGGAUAAAAUAUUUUUUCGGUGAUAAUAUUUGAUUUGCGGCCUUCACGUAUAUCUUGCAUAUAAAGAUCGUUGCUUAGCAACACCCUGGAGGGAUGGCUGUACCGUGUUCUUAAAUCAAGUACGCGUGUCAAAAUAAAUUUUCAUUUAUUAAGUCAAUUUCUAACCCGUGAUGCUUAUAUGAAAGGUUCGUGAAUUUGUCAAAAGAUUGAAAAUGAGUUUAUUACCAGCGGUCGUUCCUGCUUUUAUUGUGUUUGUGUUGUGCUCGUGUAUUAGAAUCGGUAUAUGUGAAAAGGUUAUGCUCACGCCGGUACGGAUUGUUGCCUCGCACAAACAUGUUUUUGAUAACAUCAGCUCUGGUAGAGUUAAAAUACCGUUAGAAAAUUCAUAUAUUCCCUUACUUAUUCAUAAUUCCAUAAACAAAACUAUUUUAACAAAUGCGAGACAAACUACCAGGGGUGUCUCAGAACAGACAUCUGACAAACAUCAAUCAUCACCCACAAACAAAGUUACCUCUGAUGAACUUUUCGUGUUAGAAAUUGAACCAUGGUCUCUUAGUGUCCCUGCAGGAGUUUUGGCAUCUUUCCUUUGCUCUAUGCAAGUCAGUACUCGGGUCACUGGCGUUUCCUUUUCCUGGUCCUUUAACGACAAGCUACUCGUGUCUUCCCCGAACGUUUCCAUCAACGAUAAAACAAAUUUAUUUAAUUUAUCUUCAUCUCCGAGCAAACUCAGGUAUGAAAGCGUUCUCUCGAUAUUCAAGACUACAGGAGCAUCUGAAGGAGAAUACGGAUGCGAGGCGACCUUAGAAGGAAGGACUUAUACUAAAAAGGCUAAAUUGUACGUUUUUGUCAACUUUCACGAAACCUGCCAACGAGAUGACCAAUGUGGAUGGAUAACAGGUGGGGACUUACCUUUGCAGUGUUUAUCAGAGAGAUGUGCCUGCCCGAUCGGCUACGUAUUUGUACAACGAUCUUAUGUUAAACCUGGUUGCUAUAGGGAAGCAAUGCUGUUUGGAAACUGCCAAGUGAACGAGCAGUGCAAGAUGCCUAAUACUCUGUGUUCUGGUAAUGGCAAGUGUUUGUGUGAUUACCAGUAUUAUUUCCGUUACGGAGAAGGCUGUGUUAAAAGUUCGCUUGAUUCCAAAGCAAAGGAGGUGUAUACAGCUGCCAUGAUCUCCGCAGCUUGUCUUAUGAUCGCAGUCUUUGGAAUAAUUCUCACAUACAUAAUACGACGGUCCUUCUCUAAUCGUAACACUAAUACAGAACAAGGCAACGGUCAAGUUAAUGAUGUUUUUACCAUCAGUGAUGAACUGGGUGCCAUCCGGGCACUUGACAAACCUCCUACUUACGAUGAAGUGGUAAAACGAGAAAGAGAGGUUUUGGGAAUCCCGCCACCCGAAUAUACAGACACUAUGGCUGCCUGUCAAAAUGCCCCAUCAUUGGAAUCAUGCAGCAACUUAGAAACUCAGCCAAGUAAUAAUGCCAACAACAGCACCAUAACAACGGAAUUGGAGGUCUCCAUAGCAACCAUCGGGAAUCAAGACUCGGACUCAAUUUUAGAAUCAACUAACCUCGAAGGAGAAUCAGCAAAUAAUGUUACCCACAUGUCACCAAUACCCUUUCCAAUAUCACCAUAUGGUGAAUCAGACAAGCAACAACAGGAACACACCAAUCUAGUUACAAGUGCCACGGACGAGAUCUCUAAAGACAACGUAUUUGAUGCUGGAGAGGGCACUACGUCAAUGCCCUCUACCAGCUACGAAAAGUAUUACGACAAUCCUAUAUUCCAUUCAGAGUGAAAAAAAAAAAAAGCGUAUAAAUAUUGAUGAAAACCGUUGAAAUUGAUGUAUUUGUGAUUUUGUGGGCCUUAAUAUAUUAAUUAUUUUUAAUUUAGAAAUAACAAACACAAGUGUAUGAUCGAAGUUUUACGGAAUUUUUGUACAAAAGAAAAUUUAUAUCGCUAUCUUUAUUACAUUUCACAAACUUAUAAAGUUUGUUUCUGUUUGUAAUUAAGCACAAAGCUACACAAUGGGCUAUCUGUGCUCUGCCCA